Molecule: messenger RNA, 365 nt
Organism: Medioppia subpectinata
Lineage: Eukaryota; Metazoa; Arthropoda; Arachnida; Sarcoptiformes; Oppiidae
Source: the annotation of a GenBank genome assembly
CACGCCCUCAGUCCUCCAUAACCUUUACCAUCAUUAACACAAUCGUUGGUCUUUUAAAUCAUAUGCAUUCAAACCUUAUCUAUUAAAUAAUGUUUCAAUUAUUUGGAAGUCUUAAACAAUUUCUAAAACCGAGUUCUUGUGUAAUCGAUAACAAUAUAUUUCGACUUCACUAUAAGGCGACUGUAGUUAUACUCAUAGGAUGUAGUCUUAUGGUUACGGCUCGACAAUACUUUGGCGAUCCAAUAGACUGUAUCUCUAGAGACGACAUCCCACCGAAUCUUCUGGACACGUAUUGUUGGAUUCACACCACGUUUAGUAUAGAGAAUGCAUGGAAGAAAAAAGUGGGGGAAGAAGUGCCGUAUCCC